CGCGCAGCCGCGGCAUUGUGCCUCCAGCCUCCAGCCAUGGCGGACGCGCCGCCAGAGGUCCUCGAGCUCAACGUAGGCGGCGUGCAUUACGCGACUACACGUGAAACGCUGUUGCGCGAGCCAGAAUCGCUUCCGGCUGCCGCUCUCGACGAUUCCGAGCAUCCCCGAGACGCUCGCGGCCGAAUAUUUUUUGAUCGCGACGGCGUUUUGUUUCGCUACGUUUUAGACUAUCUUCGGGACGGUGGUUUAGUCUUACCUGAAUGUUUUCGGGAGCAUAAAAGACUCGCGCGAGAAGCGAAGCACUACAGACUUGUUGGACUCGAGAAUGCAGUGCGGGAUGCCGAUCCGCGGCCUCCGAACCGCGAACGUGGCUGUAUCACAGUGGGAUACCGCGGCAGUUUCGCGUUUGGCAGAGACGGACUCGCGGACGUCAAGUUCCGCAAACUAUCCCGUAUUCUAGUUUGCGGUAAGGUGACUCUGUGUAGAGAUGUAUUUGGGGAAACUUUGAACGAGUCUCGCGACCCGGAUCACGGUCUGACGGACAGAUAUACGUCGCGAUUCUUCCUGAAACAUUCUUUCAUUGAGCAGGCUUUUGAUAUGCUCCAAGAGAACGGGUUCAAGCUAACCGCCAGUUGCGGCAGUGGCACAGCUGGCGGCGCGGCGGCAGAACUGAAGCCAGGUGUAGACUCAGAAGAGAACCGCUGGAAUCAUUAUAAUGAAUUCGUCUUUGUUCGCGAAUAAUUAGGUAAUUUGGAUAUUUCUUUAUAAGAAUUAUUUGUUAUACGCCAAAAUGAUUAGUUUGAAUUAAUAUUGUCCUCUUUAGUAGUUGUUCGUGUAUGGAACUAAUUCAAUGUACGUAGUUAUUGGAAUAAACAUGACACGCAUUUAAAGUAGGCACAAUAAUAAAUAGACAAUUUGUUAAUCGUAAUUAAUAACUUUUACUCUCAUAUACGAUACCUACAGGUAUAUUAUAACGUAUCUUUGAAUUGUAUGGUAGCUACUUGGUAGCAAAUACCAAAUGUUACAUAGCAAAAUAAUAAAAGCCCACCUUUUAGGAAAUAACAUAAGAAAAAUGUUCUUUAAAAAUGUGUAGAUACAUACAUAGUAGUAAUAUUAAGAGUAUAAUUAUCAAAAUAGUUUAAAGAGUUUGUAAUGUAAAAAAUAUAUAAUCUAUUUGUAGUUGGCUAGAAUUAUCUCCUCUAAGUAAUCUAUAUAUUUCGUGAAGUUUAAGAAUAUUUUUGUAAUUACCUGUUAUAACCUUAUCAAUUUUAUAGAUAAUUGCUUUCCUAUUUGACUCAUUUAUUACUCGGAAUUUCGAAAAAUACUUCUUGUAUACUAUUUUUUUUAAUUAAUUCGGUGUUAUGAAUGCGAAUUAGUAUUUAAUUCUAUACCUAGUGUAUUUGCAUUUUGCCCUAUACCUACCUAGAUAAAGAAAAUCUAUAUGUAAUAUUUUCUUACUCCCCUACAGUAGACGAGUAGCAAUAAGUUAUGUAAUUACCAUUGUUAUUAAAGUAUCUAAGAAAAGAUUGAAUUCAAUCAAACGAGCGUUACAUAUGUACCUUAAUAAAAUAGUUCAACAGUUCCCGUUAAUAAUAAUUAGUAAAGCAAGUACUUUAGUAAUAUAGGAAGUGUGUCUGUGUUUUGAAGUAAUUUUCUCGGAACUUGUAGAAAAAUUGUAUCUUUUACGUACGAAGUUUGGUCGUUAAUGUUAGACUUAGAACUUUGUGUAAGUAUUACGGUGAAAGUCAGUCGGUGUACUUAGAAACAGGUGGUUUAUUUUUUCAGAGUACAGUUGAUAUUAUUCUUUGAUCUCUUUUUACCGUCAAGGGUCAAUGCUGAUGUUUUUUGUUGUUCUUCCUAAACGUAGUGGAAUAUAUAUGUAUAUUUUAUUAGUAAAUGUAUGUUUGUUAUGUAAUAAAUUUAUUAAUAUUUACCUAUCUCCUAAUAAAUUCUUGUUAGGUUCUAAGAUACCUACCUACUUAUUUUAUAUUAAGAUAACUAUUGGCUUUGAAUGUAUAGAGAGACAUUUAGAAUAGUAAUCAGAUUUUUAUUCAUUUUAGAUGUAUAAAUAUUAUAUAUAUAUACCUAUACCAAAAUAUGUACCUAUUGUAGAAAAUAUACUACCUAUACAAAAUUAUGGUUUAAUACAGAUAACUUACCUUAAUAGAAAUUCAUAAUAACAUACCUAUUACGUACCUACUUAACUUAUUGUAUGUAGUUGAAAGUAAUUUUUUGAGUCUCCUUCUACCAUCGUUGGUCUGGACAAUUUAUUUCGAAAUCAAUUAUUAAAGAUAAUAUUAAAAAAAUCUCAGCUAUUAAAUAGUAAAGUUUGAAAAAUAUGACCUACAGAACUAGAGUUUAAACUUCAGGUUUCUAGAUAAGGUAGUCCUGUGCUCAUCUAUAAAAUGUUUAAUUUAGGUGUACCCUAUUUGAACAUCAGAUUGAGAAUACAUAUAUAAUAUAUAUAAAUCCAGUGUCCUGGUGUUUGUUUCCAGUUGAACUCCUAAACUAAAGAACUAAAUACGGAUUUUAAUGGGAUUACUUCAUGGUGUGCAGUUUAGUCCAACUUGAGAGAUAGGAUAGUUUUUAUUUCCGAUUUGGGACCCAUAAUUAUUUCUAUUUCCAAUAUUUGUUUUGUAUGGAGAUAUUUUCGAUGAGAUAAAUUUUUGCACACGGUUUGACAGUUCUCCUGUGAAACAAUUUCAUUAAAACCAACAGGAGGCAUAUAUAUUUUACGAAAUAGUUCUUGAUGUUACCUAUGUAAUAUUAUUAAAAAAUUCAUAUAAAA
This is a messenger RNA of Leptidea sinapis, 2788 nucleotides long. It is a transcript of the gene Ktl, whose product is annotated as BTB/POZ domain-containing protein KCTD12. The annotation marks the transcript as partial. Gene Ontology annotation, biological process: protein homooligomerization. NCBI's taxonomy places the organism in Eukaryota, Metazoa, Arthropoda, Insecta, Lepidoptera, Pieridae. The transcript has a single exon. The record is from RefSeq and is a predicted model, not a curated record.